Molecule: messenger RNA, 1861 nt
Organism: Hemibagrus wyckioides
Lineage: Eukaryota; Metazoa; Chordata; Actinopteri; Siluriformes; Bagridae
Gene: sgpp2
Product: sphingosine-1-phosphate phosphatase 2
Exons: 5
Coding region: 105-1271 (388 amino acids)
Biological process (GO): sphingosine metabolic process; phospholipid dephosphorylation
Cellular component (GO): endoplasmic reticulum membrane
Molecular function (GO): sphingosine-1-phosphate phosphatase activity
Source: RefSeq, a predicted model, not a curated record
UGAGUGGUUACCGUGUGCGCGUGAGGUGGUGAAUCACAGUUGUAGUAGUGGAGGUGGUGGUGGUGGUUGUAGCGGCGCGCGCGGAGACGCUGGAGUUUAUAAAGAUGAUGUGGUCGGUGGUCUCGUACCUGAGCAGCUCGGAACUGGUGGCCAGUUUCCAGCGUGCUUGCGGGUUGUUUCCGGCCCCACGCGCCUCUCACGAGCGGCUCUGGCCCCGCAGCACGAAGAUCCACGGCCGCGCGAAUGGAACGUCAGCGCCUUGUCCAGACGGCGAGCACGCGGCGAACGGACACACAAGCGACGUCUCGAGUUCUGGUUACGAGGUGAGGAACUGGCCGCUGUACUUCCUGUUUGUGGGAUCUACCACUCUGGGAAAUGAAGUGUUCUACAUCACCUUUCUGCCCUUCAUCCACUGGAACCUGGAUCCGUUCUUGUGCCGCCGCCUCGUCAACAUGUGGGCUGUGGUGAUGUAUAUAGGACAGGUGAUGAAGGAAAUGCUGAUGAUCCCUCGUCCUUCGUCGCCCCCUGUGGUAAAAUUGGAGCAGCGUAUUGAGUUUGGGAUGCCUUCAACUCACGCCAUGGCUGCCACAGCCAUUGCUUUCACAUUGUUGCUGAGUGCACCAGAGAGAGUGAAGUUUCAGUUUGAGUUUGGUUUGGUUGCAGCUGUGGUACUUUCGUCCCUCGUGAGUCUCAGUCGUCUCUACACUGGCAUGCACUCAGCCCUGGAUGUGAUCUGUGGGACUCUCAUAUCUGCCUUCGUUCUGGGCGUGUCCUACCCUCACUGGGACAGUUUAGACUUCUUCCAGCUCAACAGCCCUCUGUCUCCUCCCAUCACACUGUUUCUGCCCCUGAUCCUGUGCUACAAAUACCCCGAGCUAGACCACUACAGUGCUACGAGGGCGGACACAACUAUAAUCCUGGGAUGCUCUGCUGGCUGUUCCAUCGGUUACUGGCUCAACCAGCGGCUCGGUGUGACCUUUGAACCCUCUGGGCCCUUCCCAGUGACCCUGCCUCCCAUCACCCCAGCGAUAUUUACCCUUGGAGCUGCCCGGUUUUUUGUGGGGCUUUUGAUUUUGGUGCUGACGCGACAGGUGACAAAGUGGAUCGCACUGAGGCUGCUGUGCUUGUACUACAGUGUAGGAGUUAAUGACGUCAGCGCUCACAGGAGGAAGGAAAUCGAAGUGCCGCUGAAGUUCAGCACGUAUUUGGCGAUCGGGUUGGUCAACAGCGUGGUGGUGUGUCGGGUUUUCACCCUAGUGGGGUUGCUGUGAUGCUGUGUGCUAAUGCUAACAGUAUCACAACAUGGUAGCAGUAAAAGAUUAUAAGACUAAUCGAGAAAAGAAGCACGAAUUAGCAGUACACAAGAUGCUAAAUAAAUCAACACGACCUGACAGAGGGACACAGGGACAAAUCCUCCGAGUAUCUUACAGACCUAAACCUCAAGGUUAGAACUGACGCAGCACUGUGCAUUCUGGGUAAGUUCCCAAUUUUCAACAGCCGAGUUAGAACACUGCCGAGUCUUGAAUUCUAGCAUCUCGAUCAGACGUAGGCUGUGUUCCAAAUACAGCACAUUAUUAACGGUAAUACAGCGCCACGGAUCCGUGUGUCACAUGACCACCAGCACAGAUGCCUCGCCCUCGUCAGUCUGCUGUGUGACGUGUCCCAAAUCACAUGCACUCUUCACUACGUUUAUGCUUUAGUGAAUGUGUUUAAUUGUAUAAUUAAGUCUCAGUUUCAUUCAAUCACAAUUUUAUUUAUUUCAUCCUGAAGAUAAGAAUACUUUUAUUUUAUUUUAUACUCUGAGGUUUGCUCAGUAAAAGCAUCUGUUUAUGACUCUGGUAGCGAGCUGCUAACACGAAUG